GCCCCACCGUUCCAGCAACUGCAGCCACGGCGCCGAUCGCCGCGCCUGCGGCCGCCACGGAUGCAGCGAAGUUCUUGAAAGAUUUCGCGGCGCGGCGCGGGCAAGGAAGCGCCCCGCAAGGCCCCACCAUUCCAGCAACGGCAGCCACGGCACCGCGAGCUGCUGCAUCUUCUGCUGCCCCCGCUGCCACCUCGGUCUCCUCUCUCUUCGAGGGUCCCCCGAGUGUGAGUGCAGCUUUUGGUCCCACGGCAAGCACACCGGUGCCAAAUGGAGCUUCAUCUGAUGCUGCAGGUGAGAUCCCCGCACCCGCGGAGCCACCGGCGCCAAAGGACCAGCCGAACGGAGCGGGCAGUCCAUCCGUAGCAUCAGAAG
Molecule: messenger RNA, 372 nt
Organism: Symbiodinium sp. CCMP2456
Lineage: Eukaryota; Dinophyceae; Suessiales; Symbiodiniaceae
Source: the annotation of a GenBank genome assembly